Molecule: messenger RNA, 2097 nt
Organism: Colletotrichum phormii
Lineage: Eukaryota; Fungi; Ascomycota; Sordariomycetes; Glomerellales; Glomerellaceae
Product: fungal-specific transcription factor domain-containing protein
Exons: 6
Coding region: 1-2097 (698 amino acids)
Biological process (GO): DNA-templated transcription; positive regulation of transcription by RNA polymerase II
Molecular function (GO): zinc ion binding; DNA-binding transcription factor activity, RNA polymerase II-specific; sequence-specific DNA binding
Source: RefSeq, a predicted model, not a curated record
AUGUUGGCCUGCAUCGGCUGUAAGCGGAAGAAGCUGAAGUGCGACGGACAAAGUCCCAAGUGCCAGAACUGCGUGAGGACUGGACGAGACUGCCUCGUGGAAGACCCCGGCACCGGGUUACAUCGCCCGCGCGACUACAUGAAGUCGUUGGAGGCUCGGGUUGCCUAUCUCGAAGGUCUAUUACAGCAGGCCCGUCCCGAAGUCGCCCUCGAUCACUUCGGUGCCAACAACGAGGGUGGUGGUCGUGGUCGUGAAGCGGAACAGCACGCCGCCGCCGCCGCCUCUUCGCACGGCGGCCCUACGCAGGCAAUGUCCAUCAUGCACAUGCCGUCUGCUCUCGCCCCGAACCUCCAGGGCCACCACUCGUCAUUCGAGGACGUGGACUUCUCUCGGGCGCUGCGCGCGCCUUCGGUAGAUGCCGAUGACCAUCAUGUCGAUACCUUGUCGUCAGAGGUUGCGCUGCUCUGUCUUAGCGCGGCAGGCCGUGAGCCGCAUUACUUUGGUCCUUCAUCUGCCGUCUCCUUUUCACGCAUCGUCAGCGCUACCAUGGGCCUUGCUAGCACCGGUGGGAGCUCACAACAUAGCCAUGCAGGGCGGGAGAAAGAUAUCAGUCCCGAAGUCGUUCGAGAAGUACCGCUGAGGUUACCCUCACCAACGCUAAGGGCAAACUUGUCAGAAGCGUACUUUAACAACAUACAUCCUCAGUACCCGUUUCUUCACAAGCCGACGUUCCAGAUUUGGGAAGAGACCUGCCUGAAAGCAAGUCUUGACGGAGAUCUGAGUAGCGUCAACGGGUCGACAUUCUUCUUCGUCCUAAUAGCUUAUUACUCUAUGGCCCUGGAUCACAUCUCAGCAGUUCUGGAUCUCGAUAGCCUCGAGUCUAUUCAAGCAAUAUUAGCUUGUGCCGUGUACUCAAUCAGAUCACCUGUUGGCGUAAGCUUAUGGAAAGUAUCUGGCAUGGCUAUACGCCAUUGCAUUGAGCUCGGCUACCACCGAAGUGCCGAGAGGUAUCACAAAAAUACAGAUGCACUGACAAAAGAGAUGUCCAAGAGAUGUUUCUGGGUUGCGUAUGACAUUGACAGGGUAGUUGCCUUUACACUAGGUCGCCCAGUUGGUAUUCCAGAUGACUCAAUCGAUGUCGAGUUACCACUUGAUAUCGAUGAUGAAAAUGUGACUUCGGGAGGACUUUUGGCAGCCUCACGAAUAUCCAGCACAGAUCCACCGACACUCAUGACCGGCUUCAUCCACGCCAUCAAACUGAGACGUCUAUGGACAAAGAUCAGCGACAACCUCUAUCCACCCACAACUCGGCGGUGCGGCUGCGGACACACAGCGACCAUCGAGAGUCUCCGCCAAGAACUAGAGGAAUGGCGCGCAAAGACCCCCGAUCAGCUGAACUAUUCGAGAGCGCACCCACUAUCCGUCUUCACCUCUCGCUCUUGGUUCCAGCUCGCCUACGACCACUCGAUCCUCCUGCUCUACCGCCACUACAUGAUGGGCGGAUCACCCGCAAACCACCCCACGCCAGACGGCGGCGCCGCCGGCAGCGCCAGCCACGGAGGAAACCUCAAUGACAACGAAGCCACAGAGCGGGUGCUAGAGGAGUGCGCGGUGCGCGCGCGGGAAAUGUGCAUGCUCUACCGCCGCGUCUACCAGUCCUCCUCGGUCCAGUUCACCUGGGGCAGCCUGCACAUCCUCUUCCUCGGCGGGCUGACGUACCUCUACUGUCUGUGGCGCUCCAAGCGCGUCCGGGACUCGACGAGGCAGGCCGACGUCGUCACGACGUGUAUGGCGUGCACCACCGUCCUCAUCAUCAUUGCCGAGCGGUGGAACCUGGCGACGUCGUACCGGGAUAUCUUUGAGGCGCUGUCGCAGCGGACGAUUAGCAUGGUGUGCAAUGACGGGCAGAAGCCGGCGCCUAGUAAUGCUUCGUUGCCGGCGAUCGGGCCGGGCCCGGGGGCGGAUAUGCAUGCUGCUUUUGUUGGUGGUGCGGCGCCGUCGAUGCAGGAUUGGAUUAUGGGGUUGGAUGACUUGUCGAUCCCGCAAGAGUCUGAGUGGCUGGUGCAGGAGUUGCUUCAAGGUGUUCGGGAUUAUUAG